Messenger RNA from Durusdinium trenchii, 562 nucleotides. NCBI's taxonomy places the organism in Eukaryota, Dinophyceae, Suessiales, Symbiodiniaceae. The record is from the annotation of a GenBank genome assembly.
AUGGCAGCAGGUGGUUGGAAGAGAGAACUGUGCAAUCUGAUUUCCACAGGCCUCCUGGACCACAAGACCUUCAGAUAUCUUUACCAGGACAACAGCUUUGGCUUCACUGAAGAUGGUCAUCACACCAAGCUUUUGCAGAAGAGGCUCCAAACACAUGUAGACCUUGUGGUGAAGCUCCUUGUGAAAAGGAGCUCUUCUCUUGCUGCCCAAUACCUGAGACCACCCUUUAGAUAUGCACCUUUGUUGGAUCACUCCAAACGCAAGGUGAUGCAGGAGAAGAUCCAGUCUGACUGGACCAAGAUCCUGGGCAAAGAGGCAGAAUUUGAAGCUGGGCAUGAGGUUCCAGCACUUGAGCUCAUUCAUGUGUUGAAGGCCAGCUUUGUCAGACUUUUCUACCUCAUGAAUGAACAGGACUUGCAGAGCAAGUCAGUGGAGCCUGCAGCAUUAGUGAUGAUGGGGGUUGCCUGCAGGCUGAGCAAGGAGUUCCAACAGAUGAUGGCAUACAAGAGUGGACAACACUGGUGGCCUGCCACCACUGCCCAGUCCCUCUUCAAUGAGGUAU